This is a messenger RNA of Paraglomus occultum, 369 nucleotides long. The record is from the annotation of a GenBank genome assembly. Lineage: Eukaryota; Fungi; Glomeromycota; Glomeromycetes; Paraglomerales; Paraglomeraceae.
AUGCUAUAUCCUCGCCAAGACCGAGAACGAGAGACGCUUCUCUAUGCGUGUCGUAAUUGCGAGUACCAAGAGGGAUCGGAAAACUCUCUAGUUUAUAGGAACGACAUUGACCCUCCAGACAGUGAGCAAACGCAGAUAAUCAGCGAUCUCGCAGCAGAUCCAACUCUGCCCCGUACAGAGAAACUGUGCCCACAAUGUGGACACGAUGUGGCGGUGUUUUUUGAAUCACAUUCACGGAGGGCAGACGCGAAGAUGACUUUAUAUUAUGUUUGCGCUGACACAACGUGUGGGUACAGAUGGACCGAUAGUCCAGAACACGCCCAAAAUACUCAGUCUCAGAAUGACGGUGAAGAUUCUCUUGACUUCUAA